CUCGCCGUCGCCAUGGGCAAAGGAGACCCCAACAAGCCGCGGGGCAAGAUGUCCUCGUACGCCUUCUUCGUGCAGACUUGCCGCGAGGAGCACAAGAAGAAGCACCCGGACUCCGCCGUCAACUUCGCCGAGUUCUCCAAGAAGUGCUCCGAGAGGUGGAAGACCAUGUCUGCCAAGGAGAAGUCCAAGUUCGAGGACAUGGCCAAGAGCGACAAGGCCCGCUACGACCGCGAGAUGAAGAACUACGUGCCCAGCAAGGUGGAUGCUAAGGCGAAGGGCAAGAAGAAAGACCCCAAUGCGCCCAAGAGGCCCCCGUCGGCCUUCUUCCUGUUUUGCUCGGAAUAUCGCCCCAAGAUCAAGAGCGAGCACCCCGGGCUGUCCAUUGGGGAUACGGCCAAAAAGCUGGGGGAGAUGUGGUCUGAGCAGUCCGCCAAGGAUAAGCAGCCCUACGAGCAGAAAGCGGCGAAGCUGAAGGAGAAAUACGAAAAGGAUAUUGCUGCAUACCGUGCCAAGGGCAAAAGUGAAGUAGGAAAGAAGGGUCCUGGCAGGCCUACAGGUUCAAAGAAGAAGAAUGAACCAGAAGAUGAUGAAGAGGAUGAGGAGGAGGAGGAAGAGGAAGACGAGGAGGAGGAGGAAGACGACGAAGAAUAAAUGGCUAUUCUGUAAUGAUAAUGGAUGGGGUUUGUGUGCGCUCAGGCAAUUAUUUUGCUAAGAAUGUGAA
Messenger RNA from Suncus etruscus (white-toothed pygmy shrew), 721 nucleotides. RefSeq names its product high mobility group box 2 (gene HMGB2). Gene Ontology annotation, biological process: regulation of transcription by RNA polymerase II. Gene Ontology annotation, molecular function: DNA binding, bending. The record is from RefSeq and is a predicted model, not a curated record. Bases 13 to 651 code for a protein of 212 amino acids. Gene Ontology annotation, cellular component: nucleus. The transcript has 4 exons. NCBI's taxonomy places the organism in Eukaryota, Metazoa, Chordata, Mammalia, Eulipotyphla, Soricidae.